CUUAGUCAACCAAUGCUCAUUUGCAAAGUACGACAACCCAGGCUUCGGCAAAGAAAAACCUGAAAGAAGCUGUGGAGAAAGCUAUUCAAGAUGGUGGCAUUAUGACCAGACAUCAGGUCAGUGCUGUCCUGGAUGCCAUGACGGCCGUCAGCCAAUCAGAAAACAUAACAGAGAAAACGGCAGAGAUGUUCUUAAAUGCAUCAUCAGCCCUUUUAAACGAGAACAACCAAGAACACAUGAAUAAUCAGACGGUUGAUCUAUUGGAAACCGUCGAAGCCUUUGUACGCAAUGCGGCAGAACAGAUGGACCACGAAUGGAUACAAGUCCAAGAAAACUUAGAGAUUCAAAUUAUCCCGAUUGAAACCAAUGGUACACAGUCAGUGGCCACUCGGGACCAAGAAAGACGAAUAGCAAUCGAGAUACCCGUAGAUAGCGAAGUUAACGGCACACUGGCGGCAGUGAUGUACAAAACGUUACACGAAGACUUGCCAACGACUACCCCGAGUAAAUCAAGGAGCGAGAUUGUCAGCCAUGUUGUGUCAGUCUCCAUCAUGGGGGUUUACAACGUGGGAAAGCCGAGCAGAAUUAUAUUUAAGUCAAGCAAGCAUGACCAUCCAAGAAAUUGUUUCUACUGGAACUUCACCCAGAACAUGUGGAACCAAGAUGGCUGCCGAAAGUCAGACGAGAACGUCAGUCACGUGACCUGUGAAUGUGAUCACAUGACCAACUUUGCCAUCCUGAUGUCAUACUCUGAGAAGGGAGUGACUGAGGGGAGUCAGGCUCUUGGUGUGAUCACCAUGGUCGGCAGCGGGAUAUCCAUCACGUGCCUUUUUACAACGAUAGUGAUUUAUGGCUGUUUAAGAUUGCUUCUCCAAGAGCGUUACAUGGUCCAUGCCAACCUAGCGAUGUCCCUUCUCAUUGGGCAGCUCGUCUUCGUUCUCGGGUCCCAGGCAUCGGGAAACCCAGACAUUUGCCGCCUGGUCGCCUUCCUGCUUCAUUUUGCAUUCCUGGGGUCCUUCUCCUGGACCGCUAUGGAGGGUUUACAGCUCUACCGGAAGUCUGUCAGGAUCUUCAACCCGGGUGGAGACAUGAGGGCUGUAUAUGUCGUCAUCGGAUGGGGGAUACCGGUCAUUGUUGUGGGAGUCUGCUUCGGCGUCGGGUUCGCCGAUUACGGAGCCAGGGCCGACGGAUUCGGAAGCCAAAGCUGUUGGUUGCAUGGUUCAAUCAGAUGGGGAUUCAUCGGCCCAGCAAUCGCAAUUAUGGUGUUCAAUAUCACCAUUGUGGGACUGGUAUUACGUGUACUGCUCAGUCUGAAGGCUAUUACCAAUAAGAGUGGAGUACAGAAGAUAAAGUCUGGCUUGAAGGCCCUCAUGGUCCUCGUUCCCCUCCUUGGGCUAACUUGGGUGUGCGGCUUCCUUGUUUCAGUAGAUAUCUGCUUUGAGUACAUCUUCGAUAUCUGUCUGCCCUUACAAGGAGUCCUGCUCUUCGUGUUCCAUUGCUUGUUAAAUGAUGAGGUAAAGACGAAACUGAACCUGCACCGGAGAAUAAUGAAGGUUUCUCCGGCACCGUCAUCAACAAUGUCUACCCUCACACGGAUGAAUAGCAGCAAAAUCACCACGAAAUUAAUUCUGGCCAGCAAUAUGCUGUCGCCCCUUCCUUCCAAAUUUUCCCAACUACAGGAGGAAUUCUCCCCGCGGAAGAAGGUGCUCAUACCCCGAUCUGGAACGAUGGAGCCAGGAAGCCACACUUGCAGCUGAAAUUGUGAAAAGGAAUCAAAAAGGCAUGCCUGGGCAUGUUUCAGCAGGCCAGCAACAUUUAGAAUUUCUCCCUAACUUAGAAGGUCCUCAUGCCCCAAUCUGGGACAGGGGAGCCAGGAAUACACACAUGCAUUAUGGCACAAACUAUGCCAUCGUCCUAUCCAGGAUUGGGACCGAAGUUCUCUAAGUGUCGUAUUCUAAAAAUGCACUUAUUAUUCAU
Lineus longissimus is the source of this 1977-nucleotide messenger RNA. RefSeq names its product adhesion G-protein coupled receptor D1-like. NCBI's taxonomy places the organism in Eukaryota, Metazoa, Nemertea, Pilidiophora, Heteronemertea, Lineidae. Gene Ontology annotation, molecular function: G protein-coupled receptor activity. The transcript is spliced from 11 exons. Bases 102 to 1757 code for a protein of 551 amino acids. Gene Ontology annotation, biological process: adenylate cyclase-activating G protein-coupled receptor signaling pathway; cell surface receptor signaling pathway. Gene Ontology annotation, cellular component: plasma membrane. The record is from RefSeq and is a predicted model, not a curated record.